AUGGAAACGCCUUUUGGUGAGGUCAUAGAUAAACCUUAUACUGUUUUUAUAUUUCUCCUCCAUUUUAUAUUUUGUUGUAUCUUCGCCUUUGUCCUUGUGGACGGAUCGUUGGGGCGACUAGUGAUCGUUCGCUGCCGCGCGUUCAUUUACAUUACUCCAGUAAAUAAAUAUAUGCGCAUAUUUACUGUGUCGGUGGUUGCGCUUUUAUCCUCUUUUUCAUGCCCCAAAAACCCUGUAGCAAACAUUGGUGAAGACAAGAUACUUUUCUGUUUUCUACGUUUUUUUUUUUACUUUACCGCUUUACUCAUCGUCUUUUCCUCCUUUUAA
Molecule: messenger RNA, 327 nt
Organism: Trypanosoma brucei brucei TREU927
Lineage: Eukaryota; Euglenozoa; Kinetoplastea; Trypanosomatida; Trypanosomatidae
Exons: 1
Coding region: 1-327 (108 amino acids)
Source: RefSeq, a predicted model, not a curated record